Eucalyptus grandis is the source of this 297-nucleotide messenger RNA. Its product is annotated as calcium-dependent protein kinase 24-like. Gene Ontology annotation, molecular function: calcium ion binding. The record is from RefSeq and is a predicted model, not a curated record. NCBI's taxonomy places the organism in Eukaryota, Viridiplantae, Streptophyta, Magnoliopsida, Myrtales, Myrtaceae. The transcript has 4 exons. The coding region runs from base 1 to 297 and encodes 98 amino acids.
AUGGCCUGCACAAAUAUGGACAGCAAGUUGCUGAUCCCGAUGUGCGAGAUGCUGAUGGAUGCGGCUGAUGAAGAUGGAAGUGGAACACUGAGCUUAAAGGAGUUUGUGACUAUAUAUAUUGAAUUUGAUGAGUUGAAAGAAGCUUUGAUAGAUGACAAUCUUGGUCCGAACAACGAAAAAUUUAUUGAAGACAUCAUUUUCGAUGCUGAUCUAGAUAAGGACAGUCGAAUCAGUUAUGAUGAAUUCAGGGCCAUGAUGAAAAUGGUCAUGGACUGGAAAAUGGCUUCACGCCAGUAG